GAAGCAAGCAAAUAUUAAAUGAGAACGCGAACAAGCACCGGGAUUCGGGUCCAAACCCAUGUCAGAAAAGAAUUGGCUGAUGAGAACGUUGCUGAAGUGGAAACCAGUGAUUUCCCAGAAGAGAUAGAUUGGUACUUGGUUGGUGGCUCUCUUAUUACCGCUUCAUCAACUACUAAAGGAAGGAAAUUGAUGGACAAUGAGAUUGUCCAUUUUGGUUUCUCUAGUUUUGGCUCCAAGUAUCAUAGACAGGGCAUUAUUCGAUUCUCUACUAAAAGAUUUGGAGAGAUUGGUAGGCUUCCGAUGGAGUGGGGAAAAAGUGUUGUUCCACUCGUGAGUUCUGGCAAGGUUAGAGUUCGUGGACGAUGUGUAGCUGCACCAGAGAACCUUCAAAUGUUGCAGGAUGUUGUGUUGUAUGUGAGUUUCUAUGUUCACCAAUCGAUAUUCACUGAGUUGUGUAUUUCAACAUGGAGGCUAGAUGCUCCUCCAAACAUUGAUCCUACAGUUCACCCCCUUGCUACUUUGUUCAAGUUACUGGACAUGAAACCAUAUCAGAAGGCUGAAUUUAGUCCUGCAGAACUUGACUCUCGAAAGCGACCCCUCAACUAUGAAGAUCCAGAGGAAGAUGCCGUUAUGUUGCAUGUAGUAAAAAGGGGAUCAGGAUGCCAGCAAGACCAAGAGAAGGAUGAACAAGCUUUCUCUGAGUCAUCUUUGAAUAAACUUGUUGGUGCUGUAGAUACAUAUGACUUGGAGGAGAUGGAGCCUCCAUGGACCCUAACCUGUAAUUUGAAACCAUAUCAGAAACAAGCUCUCUAUUGGAUGGCUGAAUCAGAGAAGGGAAAUAAAGCUGAGAAAGCAGCAGAAACUCUUAAUCCAUGUUGGGCAGCUUAUCGCAUAUCGGACAAGAGGGCUUCAUCGCCAAGCAUUUAUUUAAACAUAUUUUCUGGGGAAGCCACUACUCAAUUUCCAACUGCAUCACAGAUGACAAAAGGGGGAAUACUAGCUGAUGCAAUGGGACUUGGAAAGACAGUGAUGACAAUUGCUCUUAUACUAGCAAGACCAGGCAAAGGAAGCUCUGACUGCAAAGAAAGAGUAAACAGAAUAGAAGAUCCCCGCACAAAUACCAUGCCUAAAGCUAAGGGUGGCACUCUUAUUAUCUGCCCCAUGGCUUUGCUAGGCCAGUGGAAGGAUGAGCUUGAAACCCAUUCAGAGCCAGGAAGCAUUUCCAUUUUUGUUCACUAUGGCGGGUACAAAACAAAUAACCCCAGGAUUAUAUCUGGAUAUGAUGUGGUCUUGACAACAUAUGGCGUCCUAACUGAAGCUUACAAGCAUGAUAUGGAGAACAGCAUUUUUAAUAGGGUUGAGUGGCAUAGGGUGGUGCUAGAUGAAGCUCAUACCAUCAAGUCCUGGAAGACCUUAGCUGCUAAGGCUACAUUUUCAUUGUCGUCAUAUUGCAAAUGGUGUCUUACUGGGACACCUAUUCAGAACACCUUGGAAGAUCUGUACAGCCUUCUGUGCUUCUUGCAUGUUGAGCCUUGGUGCAACUGGCCAUGGUGGAACAAAUUAAUUCAAAGACCGCAUGAAAAUGGAGACCCUAGAGCCUUGAAGUUGAUCAAGGCUAUUUUGAGGCCGCUAAUGUUGAGAAGGACCAAGGAUACAAAGGAUAAGGAGGGAAGGCCCAUACUUGUUCUUCCUCCAACUGACAUUCAAUUAAUCAAGUGUGAACAAUCGGAAGCUGAACGUGAUUUUUAUGAUGCCCUUUUUAGAAGAUCAAAAGUCCAGUUUGAUGAGUUUGUUGCUCAGGGCAAGGUUCUGCACAACUAUGCAUCUGUCCUUGAGCUGCUACUACGACUGAGGCAGUGUUGCAACCACCCAUUUCUUGUUAUGAGUCGAGCUGAUAUCCAACGAUAUGAGGAAUUGAACAAGUAUGCAAGAAGGUUUGUGGAAACAAAUUCUAAUUUUUCCACUCCAAGGCAGUCAGCUGCCACCGAAGCAUGCAUUGAAGAGGUUGUUGAGGCCAUCCGCCAUGCUAGUUCUGCCACCAUAAGGCAAUCAGCACCUACUCCAGCAUACAUUGAAGAGGUUGUUGAGGGCAUCCGGAGGGGUGAAAAUACCGAGUGUCCCAUAUGCAUGGAGUCUGCAGAUGACCCCGUGCUCACACCAUGUGUACACAGGAUGUGCAGGGAAUGUCUCAUCUCUUGCUGGCAAACACCAAUAUCAGGGAUAUGCCCAAUCUGUCGAACUUCACUGAAAGCAAAUGACCUGAUAGCAUGCCCAACAGAGGGUAAGUUCCAGGUUGAUGUUGAGAAUGACUGGAAGGAGUCUUCAAAGGUUUCCAAGCUUCUGGAAUGCUUGGAACAUAUCCAUAGGUCAGGCUUUGGUGAAAAGAGCAUUGUUUUUAGCCAGUGGACUUCAUUUUUGGAUCUUUUAGAGAUCCCACUGAAAAGGAGAGGAAUUGGGUUCUUAAGGUUUGAUGGAAAACUUGCACAGAAGCAGAGAGAGAGGACUUUGAAGGAGUUCAAUGAAACCAGGGAAAAAAUGGUAUUAUUGAUGUCUUUAAAAGCUGGUGGCGUAGGCCUGAAUCUUACUGCAGCCUCAAAUGUUUUCUUAAUGGAUCCAUGGUGGAAUCCUGCAGUCGAGGAGCAAGCAAUAAUGAGAAUCCAUCGGAUAGGACAGAAGCGAACAGUUUUUGUUAGAAGAUUCAUUGUUGAGAGCACAGUUGAGGAACGCCUGCAGCAAGUUCAGGCAAAGAAGCAGAGAAUGAUUGCCGGUGCCCUCACCGACGAGGAAGUCAGGUCCGCUAGGAUUGAGGAACUCAAAAUGCUCUUUAGAUAAAUUACAGCUUCUACGUUGUCAUCAUUAAUUUAAAGCCAUUCUGCAUCAGAAUAUGUUGAAAACAUAUGCACUUUGGGUGUCUUCAUGUAUAGAGUCCUGUGAGGGCCCAUUUUUGUAAAUUAUGGCAUUUAUGAUUUAUCCAUCAUUUCAUAA
Messenger RNA from Populus trichocarpa (black cottonwood), 2985 nucleotides. RefSeq names its product DNA repair protein RAD5B. NCBI's taxonomy places the organism in Eukaryota, Viridiplantae, Streptophyta, Magnoliopsida, Malpighiales, Salicaceae. Gene Ontology annotation, molecular function: ATP-dependent chromatin remodeler activity; ATP binding; nucleic acid binding. The transcript has 18 exons. The record is from RefSeq and is a predicted model, not a curated record. Bases 19 to 2832 code for a protein of 937 amino acids.